CUUCCUCCAAAACACUUUCCGCUCGAUAAUUGACCUCCAGUCCGCUCUUUUCAGUCUGUUGGAAGCCUUCUACCCGCCUCGCUCCCCCUACACCCUGCAACAAUGAUCGUCGACGGCGUCAAAGUCAGAUACGACGACCCUCCCCCGUCGUUCCAUGCCGCGACAGGCAUGCCCAUAUCGUCCAGGGCUUCGACCUCCAGUUCGACCACUGCCCACGACAACAAUCUGCUCCUCCCAUCCAAUCGCACGUCGCCGACUCUCCCUCCAAUGGCCAACGAAGAGAACCCAUUCCUUAAUCCAUCCGAAUCGACGCUAUAUUCAGGCUCAGCGCCCAGUACGCCGCCCACCGCCCACACGCCUACCGCGAAAUCCAAGCAACGUGCCCCGCCAGACGUUCCAUACCGCAAUAGAGAGGCGUCCUCGAGCACGGCAGGCCUGAUUCGUGGCUCGAUUUCGUCCAGGGAGUAUCCAAACGGCCCCAGCAAUCCCAGCAAUCGUGACCUGGAGGCGCAACACCAGCCUUCGGAAAAAGCGACGGCGGGAGUAAAAAAGAACGCCAGUAACAGCCCAUUCAGAGCGAUGACCCUAGGUCUCCUCAUGCUCUGCACUGUCAGCUUUUGGAUAGCGGGUUAUUUCGUUCUCGCUAUGGCGAUGGUGGUGAAUGCGAUGGGGAUGUUUUUGACGGGUCUGGGCAAUGCGAUCAAGUCGCCGCAUGACUGGGUUCUACGGAAGUACCAGGUGGAGGAGUGAACCGGGGCAAUCACGCUUUGGAAUGAGUCCUCGGCAAGAUAUUGAAUAGA
This is a messenger RNA of Coprinopsis cinerea okayama7#130, 800 nucleotides long. RefSeq lists its product as hypothetical. The transcript has 2 exons. The coding region runs from base 103 to 750 and encodes 215 amino acids. The record is from RefSeq and is a predicted model, not a curated record. NCBI's taxonomy places the organism in Eukaryota, Fungi, Basidiomycota, Agaricomycetes, Agaricales, Psathyrellaceae.